Ilex paraguariensis (yerba mate) is the source of this 2550-nucleotide messenger RNA. The record is from the annotation of a GenBank genome assembly. Lineage: Eukaryota; Viridiplantae; Streptophyta; Magnoliopsida; Aquifoliales; Aquifoliaceae.
AUGGCCUCCAAGCGCAUACCAACGGCCCAAACGGUCGCCGGCGACAAUGACCUCUUGACGGAGAUACUACUCCGCCUACCCAUAAGACCACUCCUCCGUUUCAAAUCCGUUUCCAAACACUGGCUCUCUCUCAUCACCAACCCACAUUUCUGUCGUCGCCGAAGCCGUGCACCAUCUGGCCUAUUCUUGCGCCGGCGUCCGAAUCUCAUUAACCCCGAGUACGAUUUUAUUCCUCUGGAAGACACAAGCCCGACGAAACCCCCCUUUGGAACUCUCACUUUUUCCGAUGAUCGUCAUGGUAUAAGAAUCUUUCAGUCUUGUAAUGGUUUGUUGUGUUGCUGUAUCUCUGUAGGAUUUAAUGCUGACUGCAAGUAUUAUAUCUAUAAUCCUACUACCCACCAAUUCAGUACGCUUCCUAUUCCUUCUGGUCGAGGUUUUUGGUACAGUCGUGGUGUUGGAUCAGUUUAUGCAGUUAAUUUGGCCUUUGAUCCAUCGAAAUCGCCUCACUACAAAGCUGUUUGUGUUUAUAACUCUCAGAUAUUGCCUCUUCAAUUUUCGAUUGAAGUAUACUCCUCUCAAACCGGCCUUUGGAGUCGCUCUGUAUACUCCUCUCAAACUGGCCUUUGGAGUCGCUCUGGUGAUCCUUUCAGUUCAGAUGUUAAUUUUGGUCUAGGAGUUUUCUGGAAGGGUGCUAUCAAUUGGGUCAGUCGCCGGGCUGAUUCAUUGUAUUUCGAUGUUGAUGAAGAGCGUCUUGGAAAAAUGCCUAUGCCUCCGCUGCGUGACGGUAGGGAGGAGAGGAGGCUCAGAUAUUUUGGUGAGUCUGGUGACCAUCUUCAUCUUAUUGAGAUCUAUGUUAUGGAUGCAUUUCCAGAGUCCAUAUUAGGUUUGCAUUAUUACAAAUUUCUUAUACUAAAUCUUCUGAGGAGGAAUGAUGAUAAUGAGUCCUUUCUUGUGUUGGGCAUACCUGGUAAAGCCAUUCGUUACAAUAUCAAGGACAAGACUUUCAAGAAGCUUUGUGACUUUCCCCCAGGUCAUCUAAAUUUUGAGCCUGACCAUGCCCCAAUGUCUGGAUCAUCUGGACUUAAGGUAAGCUGUGAUGGGGCCUUCAAGGGUGAAAAUGCUGCAGUGGGAAUAAUUGUAAGCGACAUCAACGGUAAGACUGAACUUUCUUCAGCAUCAAAUCAAUUGGGAAUUCAAAACUCCCUUUACAGAUCUGGACUUAAGGUAAGCUGUGAUGGGGCCUUCAAGGGUGAAAAUGCUGCAGUCGGAAUAAUUGUAAGCGACAUCAACGGGAAGUCACAGUCAACGUCCGUGAAACUGCGCGCCCACCAAUUUAUACACAAAGUCCUCUCAUUCCGGCGACAGCCCAACACUGACACCACAAAAUCUGCCACAAUUAUGGCCGCCGAGAGCAUACCAUCGGCCCAUAGAGUCACCGGCGACGACGACCUCUUGACGGGGAUACUAAUCCGCCUACCCACAAAACCACUCCUCCGUUUCAAGUCCGUUUCCAAACACUGGCUCUCUCUCAUCACCAGCCCAUAUUUUUAUCGCCGCCGAAGCCAAGGCAUUACCACUCCCUCCGGCUUAUUCUUGCGCCGAUAUUCUUCCCCGAAACAUGACUUUAUCCCCCUGGACGGUACAAGCGCAACCAAACCCCACUUCAGAACUCUCAAUAUUGUCGAACGCGGUGGUAUACAAAUCUCGCAAUCUUGUAAUGGUUUAUUGUGUUGCUUUACCGUUCAAAGAACUAAUGCUCCGUGCAAAUAUUAUAUCUGCAAUCCUACUACCCAAAAAAUCACCACACUUCCUGAUCCUAGUGGUCGGAUUUUCAAUUACACUCGCGGUGUUCAAUUGGCCUUUGAUCCGUCGAAAUCAUCAUGCUACAAAGUUGUUUGUGUUUAUUCCGCCGUGGGACUGUCUGGCCAUUAUGAAAUUGAAGUAUAUUCAUCUGAAACCGGCAUUUGGAGUCGCUCUGGUAAUCCUUUCCGCUCAUCUGUUAAAUUUAAGCAAGGGGUUUUCUGGAAUGGUGCUAUUAAUUGGUUCAGCUCCUCGGAUGAAUUUUUGUGUUUUAAUGUUGACGAAGAACUCCUUCGAACACUGUCAAUGCCACCAGUCCCCAGUGGUGGUGAGAGGAGGUUCGUUAAAUACUUCGUGGAAUCUAAUGACCAUUUGCAUCUUAUUGAGAAUUAUGGUCCUCCUACGUCACAUGUCAUUGUCUAUGAGAUGCCAAGAGACUAUUCUGGUUGGUUUGUGAAGUACAUUGUUGAUCUUGACGCAGUUAUGAAAGCAUUUCCAGGGUCCAUUAACGAAGGUGUUGACCCAUCAGACGUGAAUUACUACAUGUUUCUUAUACUAAAUCUUACACGAAUGGAUGACGAUGAUGAGUCAUUUCUAUUGUUUACCUUACCAGGUAAGGCCAUGCGUUACAAUUUGUCGGACAGGACUUUUAAGAUUGCUUUAGACUUGGAUGAAGGUCAAAGCGGGAUUGCCCCAAUUGUCCCAUGGGCUGUUGCAUUUCCAUACAUUGAAACUUUGGCUUGUGUCUGA